GAACCGCGCCGGCCUAUGAGCGGCGGCCCCGUGCCCCGGAAGGGGCGUGGCAAGAGCCGGAAGUCCCCCUCCCCUUUUCCUGCUGCCCGCCGCUCGGUGCCCCUGGGCUCCGCCAUGUCGCCGGUGCGGGCGGUGCUGGCGCUGCUGGCCGCACUGGCGGCCCCGGCCGCCGCCUACUUCGUCAGCAUCGAUGCGCACGCGGAGGAGUGCUUCCUGGAGCGGGUGCCGUCCGGCACGAAGAUGGGGCUCAUCUUUGAGGUGGCCGAGGGGGGCUUCCUGGACAUCGACGUAGAGAUUACAGGGCCUGAUAAUAAAGGAAUUUAUAAAGGCGAUCGAGAGUCCAGUGGAAAAUACACAUUUGCUGCCCACAUGGAUGGAACUUACAAGUUUUGUUUUAGUAACAGAAUGUCCACCAUGACUCCCAAGAUAGUGAUGUUCACAAUUGAUAUUGGGGAAGCUCCAAAGGGGCAAGAUAUGGAGACAGAAGGUGGUGGAGAUACCUGGGAUGCUCAUCAGAACAAGCUAGAAGAGAUGAUUAACGAGUUAGCAGUGGCCAUGACAGCUGUAAAGCAUGAACAGGAGUACAUGGAAGUUCGUGAGAGAAUACAUAGAGCAAUUAAUGACAACACAAACAGCAGAGUGGUCCUUUGGUCAUUCUUUGAAGCUCUUGUACUAGUUGCCAUGACACUGGGACAAAUCUACUAUCUGAAGAGGUUUUUUGAAGUCCGAAGAGUUGUUUAAGAGUACUGUACCUGGUCCUGGAUUUCAGUUCACUGUCUACCAAACAUCCUGGUCACAAAAAAAAGAGUCACUAAGUUUCGAAACCCUCUUUACUGAACUGUAAAACUUAUUUGCUUACGUUCCUUCCUAGUUAAAAAUGAAUUGUUUUUAUAUAUCUUCUGUAGCAAAAGCUAUGCUGAAAUCUCAUCACUUAAUUGGCCUGUUCUUUUUUUCUUUUCACUUAAACCUGCCUAGUCUGUAUGCUAAGCAAGAUCCAAGCAAGCUGCAAAUGCUGUAAUUCAACUGUAGUAACAAGCAAUGUCUGUGUCUUUUCUAACGUUCUGUUUCCAUAAGUACUUGCAGUUCUAUCUAGGGAAGCGGUACAAGGCCCUGAUGUGACUGUUGCAUUUCUCACAUCAUGAACCCUGCAGGAAGUGUUAUGAAAUUGAAGGAAUCCCUUCUUCACUUCUGCAAACUGCCAAGGAGGAGCGAUUGGAACUUUGAUAAUGAGUAGAUCUGACAACUUCUGAUCUCGUAUACGUACCUGAUUAAAAUUUAAAAGGAGGUGUUCAGUAACUCUCCUAAUUGCACCAACUUAUCCAUGGAGGUUUUUAACGAAAUAACCAGUAUCAAAAUAGAUCCUCUACCAAAUGUUCAUCACGCGGUUUUUAGUCUCUUUCAGGUUUUAAAUCGGAGCCCAUUGUGUGCAGUGUCUUGGCAAACAGCAGUUAACCCUUUGGUUCGUGCAGCUCCAAAGCUGAGGCUGUUGCUGCUCCUGCAGAGUGCAGCGGUGUUCAGGACAUCUGGAUUCCUGAUGCCAAAGGGUUAACGGUUCUGGGGUUUAUUGCAAUGCUAUGCAGCCCUUGUAUUUAAGUUAAGUGGCAGUCUCUGCCAUUUUCUGGUCACAGUUAGCAUAAUGCUAAGUACUGGUGUGUUUUCUUUUUCAGGCACGUGUAGAUUUGUUUUUGUAUAAAGUUACUUUCCUUGGUAUCUGAUGAUUGGUUUAAAAAUUAAAGAUGCGUCUGGUGUGGGUGCUGAGCCAGGAUUCUGUUGUGACUGAUGUACAUUAGUUGUAAUCAUUUUUGGGGUGGGGUGGGACCUUUUCCAGGGGGGAGCCUCUACAAGUUACACACAGCAGUUUUGUACAAUUAAUUUAAAAUUUGUUACAGGUUUUCAUGUUCCAGGUAAAGAUUUUGCAACCUUGGGCAAACACUGGCAGCAGUUCCUUAGCAAGGUGGUGUUACACCUUAUGGCAACUGUUGUGUGCCAAUAUUUUUGUGUAAAAAAAACACUUAAAUUGAAUUAUAAGAUGUACAUUUAAAAUUGCUUGUGAAUCUAAAUAUGACCCAGGUUCAAUAAAUAAACAAAUUCUUAAAAAAAGAAA
Molecule: messenger RNA, 2104 nt
Organism: Lagopus muta (rock ptarmigan)
Lineage: Eukaryota; Metazoa; Chordata; Aves; Galliformes; Phasianidae
Gene: TMED2
Product: transmembrane p24 trafficking protein 2
Exons: 5
Coding region: 16-741 (241 amino acids)
Biological process (GO): endoplasmic reticulum to Golgi vesicle-mediated transport; intracellular protein transport; Golgi organization
Cellular component (GO): endoplasmic reticulum-Golgi intermediate compartment; endoplasmic reticulum; Golgi apparatus
Source: RefSeq, a predicted model, not a curated record